CCAACGGAGUGGUUGCAUGUGCACUAAUCAACACACAGAGAAGAAGCUUGGUAGAGUUAAGAUGGCGGCAUGUGGGUGAGGAGGCUGGGAUCUAAACUCGAGGUUUUUCGCCAUUAAACGAUUCAUAUGAAUCCGCACAUAUACAGUAAUCGAAAGAAGAACAAUUUCCACAUCUUUCACACGCCUCUGUGUGAUUUUGGAUUGACCUCAUGACAUCUAUACACUUCGUGGUUCACCCGUUACCCGGGACUGAGGAUCAGCUCAAUGACAGGCUCCGUGAAGUCUCAGAGAAGCUCAACAAAUACAGCUAUAACAGUCAUCCCCACCUUAGUCUGCUGGAGCAGGCUACAUUAAAACAAUGUGUUGUCGGUCCAAACCAUGCCGGUUUUCUCCUUGAGGAUGGCCGUGUGUGUAGAAUCAGCUUUGCUGUCCAGCCUGAUCGCCUGGAGCUCAGCAAACCGGAUGGCAGCGAUGGUUCAAAGUUGAGCAGUGGUUCAGGGACAGGAAGGAGCUCCAGGCCAGGCAGGACUAGUGAUCCGCCCUGGUUCCUGUCUGGCUCUGACACACUGGGCAGACUGGCAGGCAACACCCUUGGGAGUCGCUGGAGCUCUGGUGUAAAUGGAGGCAGCGGCGGAGCUGGAAGUGGAGGAGGAGCCGGGGGAGGUGGAGCUGGAGGUGGCAGCAGUGGAGGAGGAGGGGGGGGAGGUGGAAGCGGAGGCACGUCGGGCAGGUCAUCAACAGCAGCUCGGGAUUCCCGUCGCCAGACCAGGGUGAUCCGCACGGGGAGGGAUCGCGGCUCGGGCCUGCUGGGUAGCCAGCCUCAGCCCGUCAUUCCAGCGUCUGUCAUCCCUGAAGAACUUAUCACUCAGGCCCAGGUAGUCCUUCAGGGGAAGUCUAGGAGUGUGAUCAUUAGGGAACUCCAGAGGACCAACCUGGAUGUCAACCUCGCCGUCAACAACCUGCUGAGCCGGGACGACGAAGAUGGAGAUGAUGGAGACGACACAGCCAGCGAGUCCUACCUCCCUGGAGAGGACCUGAUGUCCCUGUUGGAUGCAGACAUUCACUCGGCUCAUCCCAGUGUGAUUAUUGAUGCUGAUGCCAUGUUCUCUGAGGACAUCAGCUACUUUGGCUACCCCUCUUUUAGACGCUCCUCGCUGUCUCGCCUGGGAUCCUCCAGAGUUCUCCUUCUUCCCUUAGAGCGCGACUCCGAGCUGUUGCGUGAGCGCGAGUCUGUGCUGAGGUUACGCGAGCGCCGGUGGCUGGAUGGGGCCUCGUUCGACACCGAGCGAGGCUCCACCAGUCGCGAGGGCGAGCCCAGCUUGGACAAGAAGAGCAUCCCGGUCCAGAGCCCUGUCUCCUUGGGAGAGGAGCUCCAGUGGUGGCCUGACAAGGAUGGCGUGAAGUUUGUAAGCAUCGGAGCCAUGUUCUCAGAACUGGUGGCUGUCAGCUCCAAAGGAGAGCUCUAUCAGUGGAAGUGGAGCGAACCUGAACCCUACAGGAAUACACAGAAUCCUUCGGUUCAUCACCCGCGUGUAUCCUUCCUGGGCCUGGCCAAUGAGAAGAUCACCUUAUUGUCUGCCAAUAGCAUUAGAGCCACUGUAGCUACAGAGACCAAUAAGGUGGCAACCUGGGUGGAUGACACACUGAGCACAGUGGCCUCUAAGCUGGAGCACAGUGCUCAGGCCUACCCUGAGCUGCAAGGGGAACGUAUGGUGUCCCUGCACUGCUGUGCCCUCUACACGUGUGCACAGUUGGAGAAUAGCCUCUACUGGUGGGGUGUUGUGCCUUUUAGUCAACGAAAGAAGAUGCUUGAAAAGGCCAGAGCCAAGAACAAAAAGCCAAAGUCCAGCGCUGGCAUCUCCUCAAUACCAAACAUCACUGUGGGAACACAGGUGUGCUUGAGGAAUAACCCCCUCUACCAUGCCGGUGCAGUGGCCUUUUCUGUCAAUGCUGGCAUUCCCAAAGUGGGCCUCCUGUUGGAGUCUGUCUGGAACAUGAACGACAGUUGCAGGUUCCAGCUGCGCUCACCAGAGAGCCUCAAGAACAUGGAAAAGACCACUAAGACCCAGGAUAUCAAGAUGGAAAGCAAGCCAGAGCUGGUGAAGACUGAGAUGGGUCCUCCUCCCUCCCCAGCAUCUACCUGCAGUGAUACCUCUUCCAUUGCUAGCAGUGCCUCACUGCCCUACAAGCGAAGGCGUUCUACCCCGGCUCCCAAAGAGGAGGAGAAGGUGAAUGAGGAGCAGUGGCCUCUCAGGGAGGUGGUGUUUGUGGAGGACGUUAAAAAUGUCCCUGUGGGAAAGGUGCUUAAAGUGGAUGGCGCGUAUGUUGCGGUGAAGUUUCCAGGGACAUCAAGCAGCAUGAGCAACCAGAGCACUGCUGCACCCACUGACUCUGACCCAUCAUCGCUGUUGCAGGACUGUAGGCUACUCAGAAUAGAUGAGCUGCAGGUGGUCAAAACUGGUGGGACUCCUAAAGUUCCCGAUUGUUUUCAGCGCACACCUAAAAAGCUCUGUAUCCCAGAAAAGGCAGAGAUUCUGGCCGUGAAUGUUGACUCCAAAGGAGUCCACGCAGUGCUGAAAACUGGUAACUGGGUGAGGUACUGUAUCUUUGACCUGGCCACAGGCAAAGCUGAACAGGAGAAUAACUUCCCCACCAGUAACCUGGCCUUCCUGGGCCAGAGUGAGCGCAAUGUGGCCAUCUUUACUGCAGGACAGGAAUCUCCCAUCAUCCUACGAGAUGGAAAUGGCACAAUCUACCCUAUGGCUAAAGACUGCAUGGGUGGUAUUCGAGACCCUGAUUGGUUGGACCUGCCGCCUAUAAACAGCCUAGGAAUGGGGGUGCACUCUCUGGCCAAUCUACCCUCUAACUCCACAAUUAAAAAGAAAGCUGCUAUUAUUAUUAUGGCUGUCGAGAAACAGACGCUGAUGCAGCAUGUGCUGCGUUGUGACUACGAGGCAUGUCGGCAGUACCUGGUGAACCUCGAGCAGGCGUUCCUGUUGGAUCAGGGCAGCCAGGCCCUCGGAGCCCUUCUGGAUCAUCGCUGUGAUGGGAACCGCAACAUCCUCCAUGCUGCUGUCUCCGUCUGCUUCCCUGUUAGUAACAAGGAAACCAAAGAGGAAGAAGAAGCAGAACGGUCGGAGAGAAACACAUUUGCGGAGCGCCUCUCGGCUGUGGAGGCAAUUGCCAAUGCCAUCUCAGUGGUUUCAAGCAAUAGUUCUGGGAAUAGGACCGGCUCCUCCAGCAGCAGAGGGCUUCGUCUGAGGGAGAUGAUGCGUAGGUCUCUAAGAGCAGCAGGUCUCGGCCGUCAUGAGUCCGGCCCUUCAUCCAGCGACCACCAGGACCCUGUGUCGCCACCCAUUGCCCCUCCAAGCUGGGUCCCUGACCCCCCACCCAUGGACCCUGAUGGUGACAUUGACUUCAUUCUAGCACCAGCUGUGGGUUCACUCACCACUGCCUCCACUGGGACUAGCCAGGGACCCAGCACCUCCACCAUACCAGGGCCGUCCACUGAGCCGUCUGUGGUCGAAUCUAAAGACCGAAAGGCCAACGCCCACCUUAUCCUGAAGCUGAUGUGUGACAGUGUUGUUCUGAGGCCGCACCUCCGGGAGCUGCUCUCUGCCAAGGAUGCCCGUGGAAUGACCCCCUUCAUGCUGGCAGUCAGUGGGAGAGCCUACCCGGCAGCCAUCACUGUGCUGGAGGCUGCGCAGAAAAUGGCAAAGGUGGGUGACCCAGGCAUUGCAGAGAAAGAGGAUGCAGAUUCUGUAUUCAUGGAAAUGAUUUGCCCCUCGGGGACCAACCCAGAUGAUUCGCCCCUCUAUGUUCUCUGCUGCAACGACACCUGCAGUUUCACUUGGACUGGAGCUGAGCACAUUAACCAGGAUAUCUUUGAGUGUCGGACCUGUGGUUUACUCGAGUCCCUCUGCUGCUGUACUGAGUGUGCAAGGGUGUGUCACAAAGGACAUGACUGCAAGCUGAAGAGGACCUCUCCCACAGCAUACUGUGACUGCUGGGAGAAAUGUAAGUGUAAAACGCUGAUCGCCGGCCAGAAGGCUGCUCGCUUGGACCUGCUUUACAGGUUACUCACAACCACCAACCUGGUCACAACACCAAACAGCAGGGGAGAGCAUAUCUUACUGUUCCUGGUGCAGACUGUUGCCAGGCAGAGUGUUGAGCACUGUCAGUACAGACCGCCACGCAUCAGAGAAGACAGGAACCGUAAGGCUGCAAAUGCAGAAGACUCCGAUAUGCCAGACCAUGACCUAGAACCUCCCCGCUUUGCUCAACUGGCUCUGGAGAGGGUCCUGCAGGACUGGAACGCCCUCAAGUCUAUGAUCAUGUUUGGCUCUCAGGAGAAUAAAGACCCACUUAGUGCCAGCAGCAGAAUUGCCCACCUUCUGCCUGAAGAACAGGUCUACUUGAAUCAGCAGAGUGGCACCAUUCGCCUUGACUGUUUCACCCACUGCCUCAUUGUCAAGUGUGCCCCUGACAUAACUUUCAUAGACACCUUACUGGGUACACUAGUAAAGGAGCUGCAGAACAAGUACACUCCUGGUCGAAGAGAGGAGGCAGUCAAUGUCACCAGGAGGUUCCUACGCUCUGUGGCCCGGGUAUUUGUCAUCCUCAGCGUGGAGAUGGCCUCAUCCAAGAAGAAAAACAACUUCAUCCCCCAGCCCAUUGGGAAAUGUCGACGGGUUUUCCAAGCCCUACUGCCCUACGCUGUGGAGGAGCUGUGUAACGUAGCGGAGUCGCUGAUUGUUCCGGUGCGAAUGGGCAUAGCGAGACCUACUGCGCCUUUCACUUUGGCCAGCACCAGUAUCGAUGCUGUUCAGGGCAGCGAGGAGCUCUUCUCUGUUGAACCGCUGCCUCCGAGACCUUCACCCGACCAGUCCAGCAGUUCCAGCCAGACAGCUGCCUCUUAUAUCAUCAGGAACCCCCAGCCUCGGCGCAGCAGCCAGUCACAGCCUGUCAGAGGAAGAGACGAGGAGCAGGAUGACAUUGUGUCAGCAGAUGUGGAAGAGGUUGAAGUUGUAGAGGGAGUAGCUGGUGAGGAAGACCAUCAUGACGACCAAGAGGAACAGGGAGAAGAAAAUGCUGAGGCAGAAGGGCAGCAUGAUGAGCAUGACGAGGAUGGGAGUGACAUGGAGCUGGAUCUGCUGGCAGCAGCUGAAACCGAGAGUGACAGCGAAAGUAACCACAGCAAUCAGGAUAACGCUAGCGGCCGGAGGAGUGUCGUCACGGCAGCCACUGCUGGCUCUGAAGCAGGCAGUAGGGUGUCCUUGGCAUUUCCUAUUUUUGGUGCCAGCAGUGUCCCUGCCUUCUUUUCAGAGGAUGACUCCCAGUCCAACGACUCGAGCGACUCCGACAGCAGCAGCAGUCAGAGCGACGAUGUCGACCAGGAGACGUUCCUGUUGGACGAGCCGCUGGAGAGGACAACUAACGCUUCCCACGCCAACAGUGCGGCCCAGGCCCCUCGUUCCAUGCAGUGGGCUGUUCGAAACACCCCCAGCCAGAGGGCCACUGGAAGUGCUCCCUCCAGCUCCUCCACCCCAGCUGCAAGCUCCACAGGCCUGAUAUAUAUCGACCCUACCAACCUGCGUCGCUCGAGCGCUAUUAGCUCCAGUGCUGCCGCGGCGGCUGCGGCUCUGGAGGCCAGCAACUCCAGCAGCUACCUGACGUCUGCCAGCAGCCUUGCCCGGGCCUACAGCAUCGUCAUCAGGCAGAUCUCAGACCUCAUGAGUCUGAUUCCCAAGUACAACCAUCUUGUCUACUCUCAGUACCCUGCUGCUGUAAAGCUCACCUACCAGGAUGCAGUCAACCUGCAGAACUAUGUUGAAGAAAAGCUGAUUCCCACCUGGAACUGGAUGGUGUCGAUCAUGGAUUCCACCGAGGCUCAGCUGCGAUAUGGCUCAGCUCUGUCGUCUGCUGGAGACCCGGGUCACCCCAGUCACCCACUCCACGCCUCUCAGCACUCGGCUCGCAGGGAGCGUAUGACGGCCCGGGAGGAGGCCAGCCUCCGCACCCUGGAAGGACGCAGGAGAGCAGCUACCCUGCUCACCGCUCGCCAGGGCAUGAUGUCGGCGCGGGGCGACUUCCUGAACUACGCCUUAUCGUUGAUGCGCUCCCACAAUGAUGAGCACUCUGAUGUACUUCCUGUGCUGGACGUGUGCUCACUGAAACAUGUGGCCUACGUGUUCCAGGCUCUCAUCUAUUGGAUUAAGGCCAUGAACCAGCAGACCACUUUGGACACCCCACAGAUGGACAGAAAGAGGAAUCGAGAGAUUUUGGAACUGGGUUUGGACAAUGAGGAUUCUGAACAUGAGAAUGAUGAGGACACCAAUCAAAGUUCAACUCUGCAGGACAAGGACGAGGACCCAGUCCCUGCUGAAACGGGUCAGAAUCACCCCUUCUUCCGCCGCUCUGACUCCAUGACCUUCCUGGGCUGCAUCCCUCCCAACCCUUUCGAUGUCCCCCUGGCUGAGGCCAUUCCUCUGGCAGACCAGCCCCACCUCCUGCAGCCUAAUGCCAGGAAGGAGGAUCUGUUUGGUCGUCCUUCUCAGGGCUUGUACUCCUCCUCCUACAUGGCAACCAAAGGCCUGGCUGAGGCAAGCAUGGACAGGAACUGCCUGGAGGUAAACAUGGGCUCCUCUCUACCCUCCCCCUCUCAGGUAUACCACCCCUCUUCACUGGACAAACACGCUGGCAGCUGUGUUCUAAUAUCCACGCAUAGCAAACACCAUGGAAAAGUUGAGAUCCUGCCCACUAAGAUGUCUUACUCCGCCAACCUGAAGAAUGUGAUGAGCAUGGAAACUGGCCAGCGGGGCACUGAGAACCAGACACUAGCAGAGCAAGAGAUGGAGACAUCAAAACCAGGCCCUUCACCCCAUGACCUCGCCGCCCAGUUGAAGAGCAGCCUACUUGCUGAGAUUGGCCUCACUGAGAGCGAUGGCCCUCCGCUUCCAUCGUUCAGACCUCACUGUAGUUUCAUGGGGAUGAUGAUCUCUCAUGACAUGCUACUUGGCCGCUGGCGUCUGUCACUGGAACUCUUUGGUCGUGUCUUCAUGGAGGAUGUCGGAGCUGAGCCUGGAUCGAUCCUCACCGAGCUGGGCGGCUUUGAGGUAAAAGAAUCCAAGUUCCGUCGGGAGAUGGAGAAGCUGAGGAACCUGCAGUCUCGGGACCUGGCCCUGGAGGUGGACCGGGAUCGAGACCAGCUGAUACAGCAGACCAUGCGUCAGCUAAACACACACUUUGGCAGGCGCUGCACAACCACACCCAUGGCAGUGCACCGGGUGAAGGUCACGUUCAAAGACGAGCCUGGCGAGGGCAGCGGCGUGGCCCGCAGCUUCUACACGGCCAUUGCCCUGGCCCUCCUCUCCAACGAUAAGCUGCCCAAUCUGGACUGUGUCCAGAGUGUCAGCAAGGGCAUGCAGGCCAGCAGUACGUGUCACCACGAUUACAAUUCAAAUCUCAUGCAGCGCUUGAGAAACCGAGAUCGGGAAAGAGAGAGGAGAAGCGGGGGGCUUCGAGCUGGAUCUCGUAGAGACCGAGACAGAGACUCAAGGAGGCAGCUCUCCAUAGACACCAGGCCUUUCAGGCCUUCGUCAGAGGGAAACCCCAGUGAUGAGCCCGACCCUCUGCCAGCACACAGACAAGCCCUGGGUGAAAGGCUCUACCCACGCGUUCACGCAAUGCAACCGGCGUUUGCCAGUAAAAUCACAGGCAUGUUGCUGGAGCUGUCCCCUGCCCAGCUGCUGUUGCUGCUGGCUAGUGAGGAUUCUCUCAGAGCCAGGGUUGAGGAGGCCAUGGAGCUUCUCAUUGCACAUGGAAGGGAAAAUGGUGCCGACAGUAUAUUGGACCUAGGUCUUUUGGAGGCUCCAGAGAAAGCACAACAGGAGAACCGUAAGCGGCAUGGUUCAACCCGCAGCGUGGUUGACAUGGAGCUGGACGACCCAGAUGACGGGGACGACAACGCUCCUCUCUUCUACCAGCCGGGCAAAAGAGGCUUCUACUCCCCUCGGCCUGGCAAGAACACAGAAGCCAGGCUGAACUGCUUCCGUAACAUUGGCAGAAUACUGGGGUUAUGUCUGCUUCAGAAUGAACUGUGUCCAAUCACGUUGAACAGACAUGUCAUCAAAGUGCUGCUUGGGAGGAAGGUGAACUGGCAUGACUUUGCAUUCUUUGACCCGGUCAUGUAUGAGAGCCUGCGGCAGCUAAUUCGCCACUCUCAGGCCGGCGAGGCAGACGCAGUGUUUGCCGCCAUGGACCUUGCCUUCGCCAUUGACCUCUGCAAAGAGGAAGGGGCUGGACAGGUGGAGCUUCUGUCUGGCGGGGUCAACAUGCCCGUAACUCCUCUCAACGUGUAUGAGUAUGUGAGGAAGUAUGCGGAGCACAGAAUGCUGGUGGUGGCUGAGCAGCCUCUCCAUGCAAUGAGGAAGGGUUUGUUGGAUGUGCUUCCUAAGAACGCCCUGGAGGACCUGACGGCCGAGGACUUCAGGCUGCUGGUCAACGGCUGCGGAGAAGUCAACGUCCAGAUGCUCAUUAGCUUCACCUCUUUCAAUGAUGAAUCUGGGGAAAAUGCGGACAAGCUCCUGCAGUUUAAACGCUGGUUUUGGUCCAUAGUGGAGAAGAUGAGCAUGACUGAGAGGCAAGAUUUGGUGUACUUCUGGACCUCCAGCCCCUCUCUGCCAGCCAGCGAAGAGGGCUUCCAGCCGAUGCCCUCCAUCACCAUCCGGCCUCCAGACGACCAGCACCUCCCGACGGCCAACACCUGCAUCUCGCGUCUCUACGUGCCACUCUAUUCUUCAAAACAGAUUCUCAAACAGAAACUCCUGCUAGCCAUUAAGACCAAGAAUUUUGGUUUUGUGUAGAGGUUCGACAGAAAUGACUUU
This is a messenger RNA of Etheostoma cragini (Arkansas darter), 8885 nucleotides long. It is a transcript of the gene ubr5, whose product is annotated as ubiquitin protein ligase E3 component n-recognin 5. The transcript is spliced from 59 exons. Gene Ontology annotation, cellular component: nucleus. Gene Ontology annotation, molecular function: ubiquitin binding; RNA binding; ubiquitin-protein transferase activity. Lineage: Eukaryota; Metazoa; Chordata; Actinopteri; Perciformes; Percidae. The coding region runs from base 210 to 8864 and encodes 2884 amino acids. The record is from RefSeq and is a predicted model, not a curated record. Gene Ontology annotation, biological process: protein polyubiquitination; DNA damage response; regulation of double-strand break repair.